Messenger RNA from Durio zibethinus, 2052 nucleotides. The record is from RefSeq and is a predicted model, not a curated record. Lineage: Eukaryota; Viridiplantae; Streptophyta; Magnoliopsida; Malvales; Malvaceae.
GUCCCUAACAAAAGAAAUUUCCACCGAAAAAAACCCAACUUUCUAUUUUCGAUAUCUAGACACUGCAUUACCUGGAUCUUCAAUAUUCUCUAGCAAGCUGCGAACGUUCUUUGUAAAAACCUUAAAAAACUUGAAAUUUUGAUGCAAUGAAAAACACCCACAUGUUAAAACUUGUUCUCGCAUUAUCUUUAGCAGCUUUCUUGUUCGUUCUUAUACUUGUCAUCUUCUUUUACCGUAAGAGGAUAGCUAGAAAUUACCAGCUGGGUGACAUAGAAAGCAAAGAGCAGAAGCAUGAAGAAGAUGAGUCAGAAAUGGAGGACUUGGUAACUUUUAGUAGUGGAGAAGAGCUCACCAUCUGUGACAUUCUCGAUGCUCCUGGUGAAGUAAUUGGGAAGUCCAACUAUGGAACCUUGUACAAGGCCUUGUUGCAGAGGAGCAAUAAGGUCAGAAUGCUUCGUUUUUUGAGGCCAGUGUGUACCUUGAGAGGUGAAGAGUUUGGUGAUGUGGUUCAGCAGUUGGGGUGCAUUAGACAUCCCAAUUUGGUGCCUCUUUUGGGAUUUUAUGCUGGGUCCAGAGGAGAGAAGCUUCUUGUUCAUCCUUUUUACAGGCAUGGCAAUCUGGCUCAGUUAAUCAGAGAGACUGAAAUUCACUGUUUCUUUUGGGCAGAUGGGAAUGGGGAGUCUCAUAGAUGGACCAUAAUUUAUAGGAUUUCCAUUGGUAUGGCCAGAGGAUUAGAUCAUCUGCACACUGGAUUGCAAAAGCCAAUAGUCCAUGGAAAUAUUAAGUCUAAGAACAUAAUUUUGGAUCGCAAUUACCAGCCAUAUGUCUCGGAUUUUGGACUAUAUCUACUCUUGAAUCCUACUUCUGGCCAAGAAAUGCUUGAAGCUUCAGCAGUUGAGGGCUAUAAAGCUCCUGAGCUAAUCAAAAUGAGGGAUGCAAGUGAAGAGACUGAUAUAUACAGUCUUGGGGUGAUCUUUCUUGAACUAAUUUCAGGAAAGGAACCAAUAAAUGAAAAGCCAACACCUGAUGAGGAUUUUUAUCUGCCAAACUUUAUGCAAAAUGCAGUUAUUGAUCAUCGAAUUAGCGAUCUGUAUCAUCCAGACAUACUUCUGAGGAAUAGCAAUGAUCAGGGAAAUCCAGUUACUGAAGAAUCCAUUCUUAAAUUCUUUCAGCUUGCCAUGGCUUGUUGUUCUCCUUCUCCUUCUCUUAGACCCAAUAGCAGACAAGUACUCUUGAAGCUUGAAGAAAUUGGAAAGUAGGAACUGGUGCAUUUUGCAGAAAUAUAAGCAGUGGCAAUGGUAGUGGUUCAUUAUUCUAUUGGUGUCAUGCUAAAUUUCUAAAUUUAGAUUUCGAUGAUUGCCUUUGACAGUCACAGUAAUAGUGGUGACAAUAACAACAUUGAUGUGUAUCGGAAUAGCAUAAAUGGGUAAUGUCUUGAAGCAAAAAGGUUGAAUAUUUGCUACAUGACAAGGGUUUUAUAAUUGGUGAUGUUGACAUUUAUGGAGAAAGUUUCUUCUCAGGGUGCUCCCAUGAAGCAAAAGUGUAAGUUCCAGCCAUCCAACGAGGAUUGUAGAAUUUGCAGUUGGUUUUGUCAGAUUGCUGAAUUUCUUUAUCAUAUGACAAACUGGUGCCUGUUAAGAGAGACAAAGGCAUGUAAUCUUGCAAAAAAUGUUAUACCACUCCUAAUAUCCGCAUAGUUAGAUGUCUUUGGAUUUUUGGGUAAUGACCUUUAACCAUCAAGUGAAGAUAUUUCAGUUUGUUGAAGUGGUGCCAAGAGCAACAGAAAUGUUGGAAUGAAGCUAGGAGUUUGUCAGCUACUAUGGGUGAUUUCUGGUCAGUCCCCAUGUUCUUCAGGUUAGUUUCCAACCUUUCCAAGAAUGAUAUGGUGGACACAAAUAUUUAAUCCCAUGUUGUUGGCUAGUUCAUUCUUUGGCUCUUUCAUAGGACAGCAACACCAUUGUCAUUGUGAUAGUUGACUAGAUUUUCCCCAUUUUAUUUAUAUAAAAAAAUAUGGUCUCAUUGAUAAACUCAUAUCCUAAUUGUGUAUUCAAC